Telopea speciosissima is the source of this 676-nucleotide messenger RNA. RefSeq lists its product as uncharacterized. Bases 29 to 676 code for a protein of 215 amino acids. Lineage: Eukaryota; Viridiplantae; Streptophyta; Magnoliopsida; Proteales; Proteaceae. The transcript has 3 exons. Gene Ontology annotation, biological process: rRNA base methylation. The record is from RefSeq and is a predicted model, not a curated record. Gene Ontology annotation, molecular function: rRNA (uridine-N3-)-methyltransferase activity. Gene Ontology annotation, cellular component: cytoplasm.
AACUGAGAAGUUCACCAACUAAGAAUUAAUGGGCGAAAGAGAGAAAUGGAUCAAACACUACAGCAGCUCCCAUAAGAUGUUACUGAUUGGAGAGGGGGAUUUCUCCUUCUCUGCAUGUUUGACCAGGAGAUUUGGCUCCGCUAAGAACAUGGUCUCCACUUCCCUUGAUUGCAAAGAUGUGGUAAUGGUCAAGCACCCAACAGCAAGGGCAAACUUGAAGAAAUUGGAGAAAUUGGGGUGCACUGUUCUUCAUGAAGUAGACUCCCACACCAUGACUCACCACCCUUUUCUCAAGGAUAUGAAAUUUGACAGAAUUAUCUUCAAUUUUCCUCAUGCCGGUUGUCAUUACCAAUCAGAACAUCAGCAAUGCCAAAUCCAGCUACACCAAGAGGUAGUGAAGGGCUUCUUCAGGAGUGCACGUGACAUGCUUGCAGUGAAGGGGCAAGCUCAUGUGACCCACAAGACAAAUCACCCUUACAAUAAGUGGGAGGUGGAGAAACUAGCCGAAGAGGCUGGAUUGUGUUUGGCUGAAGAAGUAGAGUUCAAAAAGCUGGACUACCCGGGUUAUCACAAUAAGAGAGGAUAUGGAAAGAAAUGCAAUCGGACUUUCCGUGUGGGAAUGUGCAGUACUUUCAAGUUCAUACUACCAAUCCAUACCGGACCUUCUGACCCAUGA